Harpia harpyja (harpy eagle) is the source of this 1770-nucleotide messenger RNA. It is a transcript of the gene SYNGR2, whose product is annotated as synaptogyrin 2. NCBI's taxonomy places the organism in Eukaryota, Metazoa, Chordata, Aves, Accipitriformes, Accipitridae. The record is from RefSeq and is a predicted model, not a curated record. Bases 57 to 734 code for a protein of 225 amino acids. The transcript has 4 exons. Gene Ontology annotation, cellular component: synaptic vesicle membrane; neuromuscular junction.
GGUGCCGCGCAGAAGCGGCGGGGGAGCGCGGCGGCGGCGGCGGCGGCUCCGGCGCGAUGGAGGGUGGCGGAGCGUACGGGGCGGCCAAGGCCGGCGGUGCCUUCGACCUGGGCCGCUUCGUGCAGCAGCCGCAGGUCCUGGCGCGGAUCGCCAGCGCGGUCUUCGCUCUGAUCGUCUUUGCCUGCCUGGUCGGGGAGGGCUACAGUAACCUGCCCAGUUCCCCCCAGCUCUUCUGCAUCUUCAACCACAACGAGGACGCCUGCCGCUACGGCAUCGGCAUCGGCGUCCUCGCCUUCCUCGCCUGCAUUUUCUUCUUCAUGGUGGACAUCUACUUCCCCCAGAUCAGCAACACCACCGACCGCAAGUACCUGGUCCUGGCGGACCUCGGCUUCUCAGGUCUCUGGACGUUCCUGUGGUUCAUUGGCUUUUGUUUCUUGACCAACCAGUGGGCCUGGACGCAGGCCGAAGACGUGUACAUCGGGGCUGACUCGGCCCGUGCUGCCAUCACCUUCAGCUUCUUCUCCAUCUUCUCCUGGGGCCUCCUGAUCGCCUUCGCUUACAAGAGGUACAAAAUGGGGGUGGAGGACUUUGCUCACAGCUACAUCGACCCCACCCCGGAGGCUUCAGCUCCCUACUCCAGCUACCCCAACAUCAGCCACGAGAGCUACCAGCAGCCGCCCUUCACCCACACGGCAGAAGCCCCGGAGGGUUACCAGCCCCCGCCGGUGUACUGAGCCCCUGCCCGGUGGCCCGGCAAAGACGGCUGUACCAGUGCAAUUCUCUUCUGUGGGGUGGGAGGGGAGGGACCUGUGACUUGAAGGGGGAAGGUGGGGUGGGAGGGUGGCGGCUGCUUUGUGUGAAGGCCACCGCGCCUUGGUGCUGGGGCGCAGGAGGGGCCUGGUCCCGACGGUGGAGCUGAGCUCCCCGCCACUGGGAUCCGGUGCCCGGUGUGUAGUGGGUGAUUCGGCACAUAGUGGGUGAUUCGCAACUGCUGAGCGCAGCCUCGUGGCUCCACUGAGGGUGGGUGAGCUCCUGCCCUCGCUGUUGUAGCCUUGGGGGAAGCAGCCGCGGGAGGAAGCAGCAGGACCGGUGUGUGGUUUGCACCCCCCCCGGCUCCGGCCUGGCUGUGCCAUUGUGACUGCUGCCCUGGCCUGUCCUGGCACUGGUGCCUUUCCAGCCCUGCCAGCUGCAACCCCUGAAGUACCAGCUCUUGCUGCCGUAGUGCAGCCAGGCAGUCCACCUCCUGCCUGCUGCCAGCUUCUGUGCCUUCCCCCCUCGGCUGCUGCUGGGUGAGCUUGAUGCCAAAGCCCUGUCUUCUUUUGACUAUAAACUGCCGUGCUGUGCCUUCCCACAGCCUGCACUAGAGCUGCCGGUGCUCAGGUGACGCGGUUUGGGAUGCAUGGGAGCAGCGACCGCUGGGAUCUCUCAGCGGGGCUGUGAUGUUCCAGCUGUCUGGGGAAGGUCCUGGAGUGCUUUCCCUGCUGACUCAGCCCCUCUCGCUCGCCUCCCACUAAGCACUGCCUCCGCAGAAGUGAGGCCGCCAUCCUGCGUCCUGCCUGCUGCUCCCUUGGCAGCACCCUGCUCGCAGCCUGGGCUCCCGGCUGACCCUGAGGGUGCCUGUGCAGGCUGGCUGGCUCCGGUUGUGUUUUCUGCUGCACCUGUUGCGAAGCUGUUCCCAGCAGCAGUGUGCGGUAUGCGAGCUGUUGCUGCUGGGGCUGGUGUUCAAAUAGUUCUUUGUCACUGUAGAGAUGGAAUAAACUUUUUCACCUA